Chanos chanos (milkfish) is the source of this 931-nucleotide messenger RNA. Its product is annotated as protein unc-119 homolog A-like. The transcript is spliced from 5 exons. Lineage: Eukaryota; Metazoa; Chordata; Actinopteri; Gonorynchiformes; Chanidae. Gene Ontology annotation, molecular function: lipid binding. Gene Ontology annotation, biological process: positive regulation of protein tyrosine kinase activity; mitotic cytokinesis; negative regulation of clathrin-dependent endocytosis. The record is from RefSeq and is a predicted model, not a curated record. Gene Ontology annotation, cellular component: spindle pole; spindle midzone; intercellular bridge. Bases 1 to 819 code for a protein of 272 amino acids.
AUGGAGAGCGACGAGGAAAAAGAGUUUGAGAGCGAAGAGGAGAGGUGCGACGGGCCGUCCACGGACGGAGACGGCGAGAGCGACGGAGGAAGGGAGGAUGACACGGACGACGAGCGCGGGACGGGGCCAGGGAUGGGAAACGGAGGAGGAGACCGACAAGCGGCCGGAGAGAGAGACAUGGCGGCGUGGAACGGGUUUAUUUCGGGAGGGGCGCAGGUGGACGGAGAAACUGAGGACGGGAUUUUGGAAGAGUGGAAACCCGGCGAUCCGGUCACCCCUCGGCGUGUUCUUAGACUGACAGCAUACACCGAGGACUAUCUGUGCUCUCCUGAGGACAACAUCUACAACAUCAGUUUCUCACGCUUCAAAAUCAGAGACCUGGAGAGUGGAGCUGUCAUUCUGGACCUAAAGAGACACUGUCCAACAGAAAUUAAAGAUGUCAUCGAACUGGACGCAGGCCGAUUCAUACAGUAUAGUUUCUCCCCGUCUUUCCUGACUCUAAGGGAAAUUGGAGCCACGUUGGAGUUUACAGUGGGCAGUAAGGCCGUGAACAGAUUCAGGCUUAUCGAAAGGCAUUACUUUAGAGACCUGCUCCUGAAAAGCUUUGACUUUGAGAUCGGUUUCUGUAUCCCAUACAGCAGAAACACAUGUGAACACAUUUAUAGCCUCCCUGACCUUGAAACCCACACAAUUGAGGAGAUGAUUGCCCAUCCAUUUGAGACACGGUCAGACAGCUUCUACUUCGCCAACAACAAACUCAUUAUGCAUCACAAAGCUGAGUACUCCUUCAGUCCAAACUCAGUCCCGGGUUCAGCCUGAGUGACACACAGCAUAGAGAAAGAACAUGCCCGUUACCAUGGCAAUAAAGAAUGUGCAUUCCAAAUCACCUACAACUAUCAGAAUAAAUGGGGGAACAGUGUGUAUUUGUGUG